Erythranthe guttata (spotted monkey flower) is the source of this 1521-nucleotide messenger RNA. Its product is annotated as E3 ubiquitin-protein ligase ATL9. NCBI's taxonomy places the organism in Eukaryota, Viridiplantae, Streptophyta, Magnoliopsida, Lamiales, Phrymaceae. The record is from RefSeq and is a predicted model, not a curated record.
UUUUCUAUGCCCUUUUCUUUCUUUAUUAUGAAAUUAAGUUUUAUUUUUUCUUAAACUUUACUUUUACAUUCCCACUAAUCUCUCUAUCUCUCUCUCUCUUGCUUGAAACUUCCAAUGAUAAUGGACACCCUUUAAAUCUCUCUCUAUCUCUCUCUCCUCUCUCUCUCAUCUCAUUUUCACUUUUCUCAGUCUUUCAUUUUCCUGGUUUUUCCUAUAUUGGGCUACCUAGAUUUUUGCCUUAGCCCAAUUCCACCAUGGAUUCUCUUCCACCAUAACCACUUGUCUUUUCUUUCUCAUAAUUGUAAGGUCUAUAAAUACACAAACACAAGUAGAGAGAGAGAGAGAGAGAGGAGAGAGAGAGAGAGAGUUAUGUAUAUAAAGCUUGACAGCUAUUUCGAGGGUUUAGAACAUGAUACAAAGUUUGAGUUUGUAAGAGAGAUAUUUACCUGUAACAAGGGUUAAAGAUUCAGUAUUUUUACUGUUUGAUCAUAAAUUCAGUAGAGUACACUACACAAUCAAGAAAUCAAGAAAGGACAGAAUCGGGAUUUUCGAAUAUUGUGGACUAACAUCAUCAAGAAAAGAAGAAAAAAAAAUGAUAUCUGCAGGCAUAAAUUUGGUGAUGACAGUGAUUGGAUUUACAGUGAGUACUCUGUUUAUAGUGUUUGUGUGCACAAGGCUUAUCUGUGCAAGAAUUCAUCUGAAUGCCACGCGCCGCUCCUUUGCCAGGUCACCUGGAUCUGAUCUUAACAUUUUGGAGAGGGGCAUACAUGGUCUUGAGCCGGUUGUGGUUGCCAAUUUUCCGACGAAGAAGUUCCGAGAAUUGUGCUUGUCAUCAAAAGAAAAUGUCCAGUGCACCGUCUGCCUGUCCGAAUACCACGAAGAGGACACAUUACGUAUACUGCCACCAUGCGGCCACUCAUUUCACGCCACCUGUAUCGACAUAUGGCUUCAGCAGCACUCAACAUGCCCCGUUUGUCGAAUCUCACUUCGCGAACUUUCCGAGAGGAAGUGGUUCAUGCAGCCAAUGUUCAGCUCAGCCGUUCGAUCUCAGUACACCGUCCAAUCAGCAAACGCGCGUUACUGUCAUUGCAUGGCAAACACCCAUAGGCAUCCGUCUGGAUCUCACAACAACUGCAACCUAGGGCCGGGCUCGACACACGCGGGCCAAUGCCGCCCCGAGGGAGACACGGUUAAUGUAAUUGUUAGAGAUGGCAACUCUGCCUCGACCGAGCACAAUCGGAUUUUCAAAGAUUCGGCGAAUAGAAAAGUCGAGAGCCAAUCGGGGAGAUGAGCUCUCUUCGGAAAAGUUACUACUUGAUUUUACGUACAUGUUUGUUCCGCUUUUGGGCUUUCGGUAAAUAUGACAUUAGUGUUAUAUAUAGUUGGGCAGUUUUGUUAGUUCAGUUUGAAACUUAGUGUUGAAUAGUUAUUGCAUGUUUAAAGGGAUAUGAUAAAUAUGUGGAUUUGGAUUGAUAUAUAAUAUUUCAAUUGAAGGGUUUGAAACUUAUUAUUUUGAACACA